Messenger RNA from Seminavis robusta, 1029 nucleotides. The record is from the annotation of a GenBank genome assembly. NCBI's taxonomy places the organism in Eukaryota, Bacillariophyta, Bacillariophyceae, Naviculales, Naviculaceae.
AUGAAGAAGCCAACAAUGUUGUCUUUCAAAGUAUCCACAUUGAAGUACAAAAUGAAUUGGUUCCAGGAGACUUUUGGGUGGAGCCGAAAGCAGCUACUGAAGGUCCUGUCAAGGACGCCAGAUCUUUUGAACCUUUCAAUCCAUGACAAUAUUGAGCCAACAGUGGAUAGUGUUCAACAAGCAUUCAACCUGACUAAUCUAGAAGUUUCCAAGGUUUUAAUGACAAAUCCACAGCUCAUGACACUCCAGAGGGACACUCUAACGCAAAAAGCAGAAUGGCUACAAAGGCGGUUGGAUCUGAAGUCAACAGAGGAACUGUCCAAGAUAGUGCGGAGAGCUCCAAAUAUCAUGAAUUUUUCUAUCGACAAUAUCGAAAGCAAGAUCAAGUGGCUGGAGGAUAUCCUAGGGUUAGCGGGUGAUGCUACCACUAUCGCCGCACCCCUAAAGAAGGCUCCAAGUAUCCUGCAUUUGAAAUUGGACACUAUGGCCUCCAAGGUCAAUUGGCUACAAUCAAGCCUGAACAUCACUGACAGUGAAGUUGCGAAGAUAGUUUGGAAGGAUCCAGCCAUUUUAGCAAAGAACAUUGAGGAGAAUCUAGAGCCAACACUUCACUGGCUGGUGAAUCGGCUUGGCUGUGAAACAGCCAAACAGGUGAUAUCACGCCUCCCCUCUACUUUGAGUCUCAGUAUACCAGACUCAAUUGAGCCAAAGAUGGAGUACCUCCAAACAAAGUUUCAACUUGAUGAGGAAAACCUGUUAAAAAUGAUCAAGACAAUGCCAACUCUCUUGGGUAUGAGUUUCAAUAACAUCAACAAUACACUACAGUUCUAUUCAGAUUGCUAUGGGGAGGAUCAGGCACUCCAGUUUGUUAUUGGAAAUCCAGGACUUUUGACCUUGAGCCUGAAGAAUCGACUUAUUCCACGUUGGGAGCAAGCUGUUGAGUUGGAAUUUGAAAAGGAGGUUCCAAUAUCUGUUCUUGCAAUGCACACACCAAAAAAGUGGGAGAACUAUGUGGAAUCAAAAAGAUGA